This is a messenger RNA of Aspergillus novofumigatus IBT 16806, 1185 nucleotides long. Its product is annotated as Sec63 complex subunit SEC66. Gene Ontology annotation, cellular component: Sec62/Sec63 complex. NCBI's taxonomy places the organism in Eukaryota, Fungi, Ascomycota, Eurotiomycetes, Eurotiales, Aspergillaceae. Bases 274 to 972 code for a protein of 232 amino acids. Gene Ontology annotation, biological process: post-translational protein targeting to membrane, translocation. The record is from RefSeq and is a predicted model, not a curated record. The transcript has 3 exons.
CUUAGAUUCCAGUCACGCUGCCUUUCAUUCGUUAUUCUUUUUUUCCCUUUCAUGGACUCACAGCAGCUUCAACACUGAAUAUUCUAUCACUAAGGGUCAUCUAGGCAACAAGUUUAGUCUUCGGGCGCAGAGAACAUCGCGAUCCCCUACCAACCAUUGUUGACGAUACUAUGACCCAAGUCUAAUCUGUAAAACUCUCACCACACAACCCACUUCACCUGACUCCUUACCUCUUCCUAUAAUUCUUUUGAAUACAUCCGAAUCAGUCACAACAUGGUGGAUUGGCUCAGUCUCGCCGUGCCACUCGCCUACCUCGGCGUUCUGCUCGGCUCCCUAGCAACUUUCUCGUCACUAUACCGCAAGCGCAAGGCCAAGAAAAAGGCGCCAGCGGUGCCGGAGACGGUACUAAAGGCUGCGCUUCUCCGGCGCGCAAUCGAGGAUAUCAAACGCGUUAUGGCGCUCCGAAACCAGAAGCAGGCGCUAGCUAUGCUUCUGCAACGGGGCAGUGUCGGGGACGAUCUGUGGCAGCGAUUCCAGCGGGCGGAGAAGGAGAUGGAAGAUGAAGUCCGGGAUGUUGUUGCUGAGGCCAACGCGUACGUGCCGAACUGGGGCCAAACGAUCUUCCAGUCCGCGAACGAGAUGCUCAACAAUGCGCUGUUCCGUGAGCGGUUGCAGUCUUACCAGAACAAGUUGGCUGAGGAGCGGGAGUGGUGGGAUAAGAAGAAGGCGAGCAUUCAAGAGGGGUUUAUGAAGGAGCUGGAUGCAGAGAGUUCCGCUGCCACAAAAUCCGAGCAAGCUACAUCUACCACUACGACUACCAGCUCAACACCCGGAACCAAGACUCCUGAGUCGUCUGCUGCGCCAUCCACUGCAGCCCCGAGUGAUGACGAGGCUGUAUUGGUUGAGGCUGCCGACACUGCGGCUGGUGGAUCGAGCAGUGCCAGCAAGAAGAAAAAGAAGGGGAAGAAAUGAAGAUCGGCUUUUUAGAUGGAAUUUUGUUCAUUUGCAUGAGACAAUUUGACCUGUGAAACUAUCAUUGUCACGGAAAACAGAUUCGUACUCGCAACGCCGGCUCUUGACAUUUUGUCAAGGGAACGAACUUUAGGUGGGCUGGUCCAACUGCUCUCUCGCCAUUCAUGGCUGUAAUAGUAGCUACCUCUAUGCAUGGAAUCCAGUGGAAUUAGA